Molecule: messenger RNA, 766 nt
Organism: Neocloeon triangulifer
Lineage: Eukaryota; Metazoa; Arthropoda; Insecta; Ephemeroptera; Baetidae
Gene: Nxt1
Product: NTF2-related export protein
Exons: 2
Coding region: 154-561 (135 amino acids)
Biological process (GO): protein import into nucleus
Cellular component (GO): nuclear pore central transport channel
Source: RefSeq, a predicted model, not a curated record
CAUUGCAACCCAGCAACGCUAGCAAAAAACUAGAAAGAAAACAAAAACAGCAUAACAAUUUGUCGUAUUAUGCCGGUGAUCAAAAUUAAACUUUUUCGUCACGCUUGAAAUUAUCAAAAUUUAAAUUAACUGCAAAAUUUUCCGUCAAUCAUCAUGAAUCAAUCGCAACGAGACAAAAAUGACCAAGCGUGCAGAACGGCAGAGCAGUUUUCCGAGUUGUACUACGACUGCAUGGACAAGAAGAGACACCUCAUCAAUAAACUGUACCUGGACACAGGUCUGCUGGUGUACAACGGCAACGGAAUCAGCGGCAAAGACAAUAUUCAGAGUUUCUACGCCGAAAUGCCUCCGACGAGCCACACCGUGUCCUCGUUGGACGCCCAGCCCAUCAGCGAGUUUGCUGUCGGACAGCAAACCACACUGACCAUUUUAAUAGCUGGCAAUGUCAAAAUCGGUGACAGGAAACCAGCCUUUUUUGUGCAGGACUUCACAAUCACAGCCCAAGAGGACAAGUGGAAAAUUGUCAGUGAUUGUUUCCGACUGCAAGAGCCGACAACUUAAAACUCUAAAGUGUUAUUGGUUUACGAAAUAACUAUUCAUAAUUGAAAUUUAAAAAUACAUAUUCAUAAUUGAAGAUCUUAAAUUUUGAAUUUUCUAUCAGAAAAUUUAUCACUAAUAAUAUUUAAGUAAUAUAAGGCAAAAGUAAGAUAAAACUUAUAAUUUAUAUAUUUUUGAAUUGCAUUAUAAAUGGUUUUGAUUUCUCACA